Phialemonium atrogriseum is the source of this 882-nucleotide messenger RNA. RefSeq names its product siderophore iron transporter. NCBI's taxonomy places the organism in Eukaryota, Fungi, Ascomycota, Sordariomycetes, Cephalothecales, Cephalothecaceae. The record is from RefSeq and is a predicted model, not a curated record. Gene Ontology annotation, molecular function: transmembrane transporter activity. Gene Ontology annotation, biological process: transmembrane transport. Gene Ontology annotation, cellular component: plasma membrane. The coding region runs from base 1 to 882 and encodes 293 amino acids. The transcript has a single exon.
AUGACUCGCCCGGACCUGAGGCAAAGACGGGGAGGGGGGAAGGGGGUGCUUAUUGGGUCGAUGAUUUACUAUUCCAUGAAUGUUCUGUGGCCGAGACAGGUGGGCCAGCUGUACGAGACCAACCUCAUGUCGAUUGGUUGGACCUCCAUGACCAUAGGAGGCGGAACCUUGCUCGAACAGAUAGUUGGCGGCAUCAUGUGCAAGCCCCUAGGAAAGCAAAAAUGGCAGCUAAUCAUCGGCUGUGCAGCCAUGACCGCAUUUAUUGGCGCCCUGGCUGCGGGGAACGAGUCUACACGAGCGCUUGGAGUCUCCCUCACUCUUCUUGGUUCGUUCGCCGUCGGAUACAUCGAGCUGGUCGUUCUCACGACGGCGCCCAUGUGUCUCGCUCCCGAAGACAUUGGUCUCGCCACAGGCGUUGGAGGAACAUGCCGAGCCGGUUCUGGUGCCAUCGCGACCGCCAUCUAUGUGACGAUCCUCAACAACAAGCUCGCGGUCAAUAUUCCCAAGAUUGUGGAGCCUGCCGUAGUGAACGCCGGCCUGCCCGAGUCGUCGGUGCCAGCCCUGAUCUCCGGACUUGCCGCGGGCAAUGUCACCGGCGUCGCCGGCAUGACGUCUGUCAUCGAGGAGGCUGCCCGCUCUGCAUACCGGUCAGCCUAUGCUGAAAGUUUCAAGAUCGUCUAUCUCGCAUCCAUCGCCUUCGGACUUCUCUCGCUCGCCGCCUCCGUCCUGACCCCGAACUUGGAAAGCAAGUUCGACGACGGAGUGGCCAGGAGGUUGCACGGCAAAGACAUUGAAUUGGUAGAGGAAAAGCGCGCCAGAAACGUGCCCGAUCUCAAGCCCGUCGAAGGCAGUGCGGCUUUGGAGGAGGUUGAGCAUGUCUAG